GAGGCGGAAGCGGCGCUUGCUUCAGGUGGAGUCUGUUAGUUUUUGAGAAAGAGUUAGGGCGAGUUUAAGGCACUGUGGCAGCUGUGAGAUAAAGUCUGGUUCCUCCCCAGCUGGCUCAGGAAAUGUUCGCGGAUACAACGGCGGCCCCCUCUGGGCAUACCUGCCUGUGGAGCGGAGAGUGGACGGUGUGAGGGGGACCGGGAGAGGCACCAAAUCUGGCCUGGGGGCCCGAGAAGCUUCCUCUCAGUGACCACAAUAUGAAUGGGAACAGCAAGAUGGCAAAAGCUUGCUGAGUGGUACAGCGCCAGCCUGGGUAGUGGCCUCCCCAGCAAGUUGCAUGUCACUAGCUUCCUGUGGCUGUCACUCCUGGGCCCAGGCACCUCCGAAGAUCAGCACCUCCUCAUGGGCUCAAGCGAGGACAGGAGCCCGUCACCCAUGAGCUCUCAAGGGCAGAGCCACUGUCCUGUCUCGAUGGCUCCACCGUGACUCCAGUGGACUUUGGACAGUGGGGAGCAGGCCCAACAGGGCCACUCGGAUGUGGUCACUCUGGAUUUGGGUGGAUCAGCACCAAGCUAGACUCAUCCCCAGCCCCCAGGUGCUGUUGCUGCUCCUGCGUGAGGCCCCAUCCACAGCUGCAGCUGUGGCAGGGUGGCUAGUGGUGGCCAGCAUGGCCCUGCUGCAGCUCCACGCUGUGGGGGGCGUGGCCCUGACCAGCAGCCACCCCUCCAUGUGGGCCACAGGGGAGGAGCUUAGGAAGCCGCCUUGGCAAGGUUCCGCAGGCUCUGCGUCUGGUGUGGAAGAGCUCACGGGGAAGCACUCCUGCCCAGGACCCGAGGAGCCGGCCACCGUUCAGAAGGCCCCAGCUUGAAGGCCUGGAGAGCCGCCCAGCAGCACAACACAGGGAAGCUUGGGGAGGUUUAAUUUAACCUGAGAAGGCUGCAGAUCCUCGGGGUUGGUGUAAAAACACCUCAUCCUGAUCUGAGAAGGCGGUCAGCUUUUCUCCUCGUUGCCGUUGGCUGCCAGCACCCAUUCUCUGUGGAUGUGAAAAUCCCAGAAGGGCUGGGCUUCCUUCUUGGGCAUUCCCCAGGCCUAUCUCCAGAGUGGGGCCCAGCAUGGGAGGAUUGUACCCCACUCACUCCCCUGAUGUGGGGCUUGGACCUACAGCUCGACAGCACCCAUGGAAUGUGGGCAGAAGCGACAGCAGCCAGCUCCGCCUUGGCCUUAGGGCGGCACGUGUUCUGCUUGUGCCCUGGGAGCCUCCACCUUCCACACUGUGGGAAGAGGGUGCCCAGGGAGCUGCAGUCUCUCCAGCCCAGCCCCAGGACGAGGCCCAGGCAGCAGAGCCACCCCAGCAGACCUGGCAGUGUGAGAGAAAUGCAUGUGUAUACACUGAGUUUGCAGGUGGCUGUUACAUGGCAGCAUUGACUGACACAGACAGAAAAGAGAUCCACGAGGGAGAAGUGAGAGUGCUGGAGACUCCACAAGCCACAGGCUGCAGGGGCAGGAUGGCUUCUUAGAAGGUGAAAUGAUUGUUCUGGGAAUCUAUCAGAGGAAGACAUAGAGGCUCCAGACGGUUGAAGGCCCAACAGUGAUCCCAGACGGGCCCCAUGUCAGACCAGGCUCCUCCAGGGCUGUGCUGCCCUCACCAAAGCCCGUCCUGAGGGCAGCCACACAGCAGGCAGCACUCGCCAUUUGUACAAGCGAGGCCCAAGUUCCAGCCUUCCUUCUGGCAGGUAGAGGAAGCAGGGGCACUAUGCCUGGGAGUUCCUGAAAGCAGAUGGGGCAGCAUUUGGUCAAGAGCCAGGAGGGGAUGACAGACCAGAGGGGAACCCUCGUCCCACGUGCUGAGCACACGUAGGGGGUUGGGCACUUGCUCUGUGAGCUAUAAUUGGUGUCCCUGUGCCCCGCCGGAAGCUGCACCAGGCAGUUUCUUGGUGGAGGACAGUGGCCGCCCUCUAGCUUUACUCCCUUCCCCGUGAUGGGUCGCUGUCAGAUGUGUGUCCAGGAAAGGCAAACACCAAAGGCAGAGGACUAGUCCCUACACCGAAUACUCCGGUGGCCUUGCUUGGGGGCUGGGUUUUGACGUGCUGGAGGCUGUCCUAGACUUAGAGAUUAAAAACAGGGAAGAACCAUUGCUGAAACCUUUGGAAAAGCCUGCAAUGGGGCCUCUGGCAGCCUGAGGAGUGGUGGUGUUUCCAUCUGGUAGACGCCGUCUCAAUAGGAGGGACAGAUGAGUGCACCAGUGCUGCCAGCCAGAGGCGUCUGUUGGCGUGUCUUUAUGGAAUGGGGUGCCAGUCUUGUGGAGGGUGGUUUACCUUCCUGUUUCUAGUCCCCACUGGGCCUGCCUUCUGCUUCAUGGCCAGCUGGCCAGACCGAGCACUUUCCUGACUUUCGACCUUGGCCCCUGCUGACUCUUGCCGUUGAGGCCUCCUGCAGACCCCAUUUGUAUUCAUUUCCUGCAGUUCUCAUACCUGAAUCCCGCCUGGACUUCUGCCAAGCCUUCCAGGCCCUCCUCCCCCAGGGGGACCACAGAUGCUACGUGCAGGGCUGUCCUUGGAGGGCCAGCACAGCCCCUUCCAAGUGGGCAAGACCCAGGGGUGGCUCAAAAGAUAGCUGUGCCCUAGCCCUGGAACCUCUGAAUGUUGAUUUUUGUAGCAAAAAAGGACUUGCAGAUGUGAGUAAAGGCUGUUGAGAUAAGGACAUCCUCCCUGCUCUCUGGGAGGACCCCAAAUGCAGGUGCACAGAUCUUAAGAAGAAGAGGCAGAGACUGGGGUGAUGCAGCCACAACUAAGGAAAGCCAAGGAUUGCUGGCAGCCUGCAGAAACUGGAGGGCAAGGAGCAUCCCCCAACCGCCCGGAGCCUCCAGGAGGCGCAAGGUCCUACUGACUCCCUGACUUCAGACGUCCAGUCUCCGGAAUUUUGAGAGGAUCCAUUUCUGUUAUUUUAAGCAACCAAACUUGUGGUAGUUUCACCAGUCUCAGGAAAUGAAUACGAAUGGAAAGUCAAAGAUUCCAAGAAAUGAGUGGCGGGGUGCGGUGGCUCACACUUGUAAUCCCAGCAUUUGCGGGAAGAUUGCUUGGGCUCAGGACUUGGAGACCUUGUGUCUGUGAGAAACUUAAAAAAUAGGCUGGGUGCGAUGGCUCACGCCUGUAAUCCCAGCACUUUGGGAGGCCGAGGCAGGCGGAUCACAAGGUCACGAGUUUGAGACCAGUGUGACCAACAUGGUGAAACCCUGUCUCUACUAAAAAUACAAAAAUUAGCCGGGUGUGGUGGUGCGUGCCUGUAAUCCCAGCUACUCGGGAGGCUGAGGCAGAAGAAUUGCUUGAACCCAGGAAGCAGAGGUUGCAGUGAGCCGAGAUAGUAUUACUGCACUCCAGGCUGGGCAGCAGAGCAAGAUUCCGCCUCAAAAAAAAAAAAAAAAAAAAAAAAAAAAAAAAAAACUGAGCAUGGUAGCAUGCACCUGUGGUCCUGGCUACGCCGGAGGAUUGCCUGAAGCCAGGAGUUCAAGACCAGUCUGGACAAAAGAGCAAGACCCCAUCUCUACCAAAAAAAUUUAAAAAUUAGCCAGGCAUGGUGCCGUACCCAUAGUCUUAGCUACUCAGGAGGCUGAGGAGGGAGGAUUAUCUGAGCCCUGGCGGUUGAGGCUAUAAUGAGCCAUGAUUGUGCCACUGCACUCCAGCCUUGGCAACACAGUGUGAGACCCUGUCUCAAAAACAAUAAAAACCCAAAACAAAAGAACCAAGAAAUUACUGGACCUGAGGCCUGGCCUUUAGCUGCUGCCCUGCCCUUGUGACCUGGUCACUCGGGAUCCCCUGGGCCUAAACACACAGCCUAUUGUCUACCUCAAGAAGGCUCCCCACUGCUUGGCUGGCAAUUGGGGUGGGCUUUGCAGGCCCCACCUGUCCUGGCCCCACGGCGCUGGUGCUGCAGGCCCCCACCACUGCUUGUUCCGAGCUCCCCAGCCUCCUGCAGAGUUGCCUGCACCUGAUGGCGAUGAAUCAGGAAGGCAGGCGUGUCCUGGGCCACAGAGCAGUCAUGGCUGUCAGCCACCAGGGGGCUCCAUUUGCAACUUUGGAUGUGGCUUUGGCCUCUUUGUCCAAAGUGACCUUGGGGCCCCCAGACAAGAGACAGGGAGACUGGAGCCCAGCCCCACCCUCCCGCACAUACCUGGCCCAUCCCUGCCCUAUCCUGGAAGAUGGGGGCCACCACACGUGCAAGGGACACGGGAUAGGAACCUUUGGCCUUGUUAUCAGACAUUUUAAAACUAAGUGCAAACGUGAUUAUCAGGUGCAGUUUUUACAGCAGCAAGAAACCUGUGCUUACAGAAAGAAACACGUGCUAGCAACCCACCUAUGCGGAAAGCCACACAGAGCCAUUGUUUUCUGCACUCUCAGGUGACGGCUCACAUUUGCCCCAGGGAAGGUCACAGCUGCCUGAACUUUUAAAACUCCCAGACACGCACUGCCUGUGCAGGAUCCGGAGCCCAGCAGCACUGCCAGGGCCUUGAAGUGCUUCUUCAGAGACCUUUCUUCAUAGACUACUUUUUUUUCUUUAAGCAGCAAAAGGAGAAAAUUGUCAUCAAAGGAUAUUCCAGAUUCUUGACAGCAUUCUCGUCAUCUCUGAGGACAUCACCAUCAUCUCAGGAUGAGGGGCAUGAAGCUGCUGGGGGCGCUGCUGGCACUGGCGGCCCUACUGCAGGGGGCCGUGUCCCUGAAGAUCGCAGCCUUCAACAUCCAGACAUUUGGGGAGACCAAGAUGUCCAAUGCCACCCUCGUCAGCUACAUUGUGCAGAUCCUGAGCCGCUAUGACAUCGCCCUGGUCCAGGAGGUCAGAGACAGCCACCUGACUGCCGUGGGGAAGCUGCUGGACAACCUCAAUCAGGAUGCACCAGACACCUAUCACUACGUGGUCAGUGAGCCACUGGGACGGAACAGCUAUAAGGAGCGCUACCUGUUCGUGUACAGGCCUGACCAGGUGUCUGCGGUGGACAGCUACUACUACGAUGAUGGCUGCGAGCCCUGCGGGAACGACACCUUCAACCGAGAGCCAGCCAUUGUCAGGUUCUUCUCCCGGUUCACAGAGGUCAGGGAGUUUGCCAUUGUUCCCCUGCAUGCGGCCCCGGGGGACGCAGUAGCCGAGAUCGACGCUCUCUAUGACGUCUACCUGGAUGUCCAAGAGAAAUGGGGCUUGGAGGACGUCAUGUUGAUGGGCGACUUCAAUGCGGGCUGCAGCUAUGUGAGACCCUCCCAGUGGUCAUCCAUCCGCCUGUGGACAAGCCCCACCUUCCAGUGGCUGAUCCCCGACAGCGCUGACACCACAGCUACACCCACGCACUGUGCCUAUGACAGGAUCGUGGUUGCAGGGAUGCUGCUCCGAGGCGCCGUUGUUCCCGACUCGGCUCUUCCCUUUAACUUCCAGGCUGCCUAUGGCCUGAGUGACCAACUGGUAUGUGUCCUCCCUUGCACAGCCACAUGAGGAUGGGACACAGGAGCUCAGUUCUCAGUUCACACCUGCUCUGGAGCAGGGCUGGGAGAAAGACACGGCCUUCCUGCCUCAGCGGCACUCCCGAGCAACACGUGCCGAGCAGGGACCCACAGGGUCUCCACCUGACACCAAGGGCUUCUGCUGCUGCUGGAAGGACACCCAACGGGCCAGGUACUGGGAGCCACCAGCUGGCCAGCCUGUUAGGGACACUGCGGCCAAGUGGUGGUCCAUCCCCGGGAAAGCCUCACCUUCACGUUGGUGACACGCGACCCCAGCACAUUUCUCAUCCAGGCCAUGAGCUCCUCCGUCUCCUUCUCUGAUAGGCACUCGGCGGCUGCGGAAGAGCAGGCGACAGGGAGCUCAGGCCUGCAUCCCAACUCCCCGGCUUCCAUGGGGGCCACGCAGCAUGCUUCCAGCUCCCACCUCCUCUCCCACCAGGAUGGAGACACAAGCUAGCAAGAUGCUUUUCAUCUAAAAGUAAAACCUCAAAGGAUGCUUCAGGUUGCCUGAGGCCCAUACAACUUGGUUAGGGCUUUAAAAAAAUACACAGCCUCUCAAGAAGCUGGGCCAGCUCCAGAAGCCACCGUGGCAGGAGCACUGGACAGACCCCUGAUAUCUAAACCAGGAGGCACCUUCCUCCAGUCACCAGGGUGCUCCCACAAGGCUCUUCUCGGGGGUGGCUGAGCCCAGGUCAACUGACGAAAACCCAAAGGAAGCCCUCGCUGCGGGGCAGGAGAGGCGUGCGGGGAGUGGAAACCAGCCCCACGCCUAGAGAGCAGGGGAUGCCGACCUGGGGACCUGUCCUCAAACUUCUCCUCCUUGUAGUGAUCCACGACUAUGUCCGUCUCCACAGAGAUCAGCUUCUUCUUGUCAAACUCACGAAGGUGCAGCAGGGUGAGCUCAUCAAACUGCUCAAAGCAGAAGAGAACCUGCAGGUGGCCAAGAGCAGCUCCAUCAGACCCCGGGGGCCUCCAGCCACCACAGAAGAAAGGAUGAGGGCGGCAGGAGGGCUGGGGGAGCCAAGCGGGCCACACUGGGGAACACCGGGGCAGUUGGGGUUCCUAGGCCUGCAUGACAGUUACUACGACACCUGGGUCUAAGGAAGGCUCUGACUGCCUUCAAGGCAGAAGCACUCCACGCAUAAAGAAAUCCACAUGUGGCUGAGUGCAGUGGCUCACGCCUGUAAUCCCAGCACUUUGGGAGGCCAAAGCAGGCAGAUCAUGAGGUCAGGAGUUCGAGACCAACAUGGUGAAAUGCCGUCUCUAUUAAAAAUACAAAAAUUUGCUGGGUGUGGUGGUGUGCACCUGUAGUCCCAGCUACUCAGGAGGCUGAGGCAGGAGAAUGACCUGAACCCAGGAGGCGGAAGUUGCAGUGAGCCGAGAUCGCACCACUGCACUCUAGCCUGGGCGAGAGAGCAAGACUCCAUCUCAAAAAAACAAAAAACAAACAAAAAAAACCACAUGUGACCUCCAAGUGGGAAACAGCCGUCACAGUCGGUCCGGCCUCUGUGCCCGUGACCCUGACCCACUGUGCAGCCCUGCCCGGAGUCUUGGGCAGGUUCACCCAGCACAGAGCUGAGAAGGUCAAGACCCUCCCCAGGUUGCAGCCCCCGGAGCCCGCCCCACCCACCGCUCACCCACCUCUGUGUCUUUCUUCUUCAUGGCCUCAUAGUAGGGUGAGUGCUCUGCCAGGUGACGGUUGGGGGCGCACAGGUAGUAGAUGUUGCGGGUGCCGGCCCGCAUGCGGCUGGCGUAUUCUGAGAGGCUGGUUAGCUGCCCGGAGGGCAGCGCCGAGGACUCGUAGCGCAGCAGCUUUGCUAUGUCCUCCUAGAAGGGACGGGGCAGGUCACCACUUAUUCCAGGCCCAUGGGCUCAAUGUUGCCCAACUAACUGGGCGCAAACCCUCCGAUGCCCAUGGCCUCCUGGCACUCCAGGCUGGCCCUGACCCGAGGGACGGUAGUGGACUCGGGGGUUGUCCGAGAGCAGGCCUUGCUCUGCCCAUCAGGCCCCUUUUGGGAGCUCUGGGGGCUUAGGAAGCACCUCCUGCCCCAGGUGGCCCAGGGGCUCUCCAGGGAGCUACGCGCACCACGCCCUGGGAGGGGACCCCACCCAACAGCAGAGCCCGGCCUGGACCCAGCGUCUUCCCUCUGCCCUCAGUGACAGAGUCAGUCUCUGGUGGGCACACGGACACGGGUGAAGUCCACGGUUCCCGGCCCUCCUCACAGCUGGCUAUGGCAGAGACUGGCUUUGCCCAGUGGGUUUCAGUGGGAUUUGGAGAAGGGCCCUUAGGGGAGGGGUUUGCCCUCCUCCCCAUCAGCUGAACGCAGCUGUGACCUCUAGAGCUCAUGGGAGCUGCAGCUGGAAGGACGCAGGGGGAAAACAGAAAGAGGGAAAAGCAAGGAGCUGGACACCCAACCAGCAGGGCCCAGGCCACCCCUGCACACAUGGUGGGUCUGCAUUGAUAAGACAUGUCACACGUGCACACCUACAAAGACCUAGAAAUGUCUCUGACUCUUACCUGUGUGCUGUUAACUCAAAUGAAGAUAAAGGAGAAUGAAGAGGCCUGUGUCAGAAGCUGCCGAAGUCGGCAAACAACCAGAACACGGCCUCCUUGGGACCCCACACACGUGGUCACCCUCCUCCUGCUGCUGGGGAGAAGGGACACCAGCACGGGAUGGGCUCCUGGGAUGAAAUGUUCUGGGGUUACAGUGGAGGCAGCCACACCACACUGUGAAUGCACUAAAUGCCACUGAAUUUUACGUGUUAAAAGGUGAAUUCUGUGAAUCUGAUGCUAUGUAAGUUGUAUCUCAAUAAAAAAUGGACAAAAAA
This is a messenger RNA of Homo sapiens (human), 8312 nucleotides long. It is a transcript of the gene DNASE1, whose product is annotated as deoxyribonuclease 1. Gene Ontology annotation, biological process: neutrophil activation involved in immune response; DNA catabolic process; regulation of acute inflammatory response. Gene Ontology annotation, cellular component: zymogen granule; nuclear envelope; extracellular region. Bases 4645 to 5475 code for a protein of 276 amino acids. Gene Ontology annotation, molecular function: DNA nuclease activity; catalytic activity; deoxyribonuclease I activity. Lineage: Eukaryota; Metazoa; Chordata; Mammalia; Primates; Hominidae. The record is from RefSeq and is a predicted model, not a curated record. The transcript has 12 exons.